This is a messenger RNA of Caenorhabditis briggsae, 3186 nucleotides long. RefSeq names its product Protein CBR-DRSH-1 (gene Cbr-drsh-1). Gene Ontology annotation, cellular component: nucleus. Gene Ontology annotation, biological process: primary miRNA processing; rRNA processing; regulation of gene expression. The transcript is spliced from 8 exons. The record is from RefSeq and is a predicted model, not a curated record. Gene Ontology annotation, molecular function: ribonuclease III activity; double-stranded RNA binding. Bases 1 to 3186 code for a protein of 1061 amino acids. NCBI's taxonomy places the organism in Eukaryota, Metazoa, Nematoda, Chromadorea, Rhabditida, Rhabditidae.
AUGGAUUUCACUGAGAUACACAAGCGAUCUCGACGGAAAAAAUUCCAGCAGAUACAUCAGGAUCGUAAAGAUGAAAUGAUUCAGCAAUUGGGACGAAGGUUCCAUAAUCAACCUUCAACAUCAGCCACUUACCCCUCCGCUGUAGAAGAUAUCCCUCUUCCUUCAGAAGUGCCUAAUGUUUUCGGAGCUCCACCUCCGUUAACAAACGCUGAUUUUCAUAGAAACUUUCUAGUGGAUCCAGACGUUGUUGUGUCACAUUCUGCAUCAUUAAUACGUUCGAAUAGACAUAUUGUGAAAGCGGAAGAUGCGGAACAGUAUAUGAUGGUAUCAAGGGAACGGGUCGGAACUACUGCGGAGAGGGUUCUCGAAGACUUCAACUCUAGAGUUAUCAAACCUUUGAAAGCCAAAAGACGUCUUCAAAUCGAUGUGCCUUAUAUCGACCAUCCUCUUCAUUCGAUGAGGAGUAAAACUCCAGAAAGGAAAGAGAACGAGGAAGAUAGUGACUCGGAAAUCAGGUCAUCUGAUUCUUCAAGUGAUGCUGAGUAUGGAUCUGAUGUUGAAGAAGAACCAGAUAGUUGUAGACGUAAAAAGAGAACUCACAAGAUUCAAAAAGCAGAUUCUUCGCAAACAAAAGUUGAAGAGAAAGAGAGACAAAAUACACUGCUGAGAAUGGGAAUCGAACGAAAAAGGAAUCAUCCGAACGCAAUUGAUCCCCAUAUUUCAUAUAACGAAAAAGGGCUAGGAAAUGAUAGUCCAGAGUGUAGAUGCCCUUUUCCUAUUCGUAAUCGUGGACUGAAACAUGGAUACUAUGCUGGGGAAAACCAAGUUCUGAAAUGCAGUAAAAAUGAUCGUGCGAAUCUACAUUACUAUACUCUACAUGUGACACCUGCACCGAAUGAAUCGCAGAUUCAAAAAACGCAGAUGCUCAUCAAUGGAAUGGAGUAUCAUUUUGAAGGGUUCACUAUGGUUACACAUGCUCCAUUACCUGAUUGUAUGACUAGACGUCCCGUCUUUAAAUACAGUAUCGAUUACGAGUUUCAGUUAAUAGAAGAAUUCAUGCCUACUGAAUGUUUCGACCCAGAAGAUUGCAACUCGAUUUUCGAAUACAUAUUCCAUGAUAUAUUUGAAUUGCUUGACUUUGAUUUAUACCCGAAACAUCUUCCACCUGGAACAGCUUCAUGUCCAACGAUUCAUAUCGUGCCUCGAUUCGUAGCAAUGGAAAACAACACAACCUUCAUUUGGUCUUCUAAAACAGUCCUUGCUUUCUUCCUUCUGCACGGAAAAAAUAAUAUGUUCAGUCCAGAAGAUGUCGAGAAAAACUGUGCGAUGUCUGAUGAUGCCUUCGGUCGGACGAUUGCAAAGUUGAAGCAGUCGAUAGUCCUGAAUCCAAUGAAGAAGCCUUCCGCGUUAAGGGCUGACUGGUUUUCCAGAGAUCUAGAAAACAAGGAGAUGUUUCUGAUUCAGAAUACUAUUCGAUCCCAAAAUUUUGCCUCCCCAUUCCUUCCCCAGAUUGCCGCUCUUGAGAAGAAAAUGAGUCGACUAAAGCAAGAAAAAAAGGAUUCUGGAAACAAAAAUCCACAUUACGAAAAUUUAAAAGCCGAGUUAAUAGUUUUGAAAGACAAGCACAGAGAAGCAAGGCAGCUGAAACUAAAACUACCAGUCAAAGACUACAUUGACACUGGGCUCAAACCAGAUGUGGUCGCUCAUGUCGCUAUGGCCAUUAUAGCCAGUCAUCAUAUUCGCUAUAAUUUCUCGCUGAGCGUUUUCGAGAAAGUCAUCGAGUACAAAUUCAACGAUCGGAGAAUAGUGGAGUUGGCUCUUAUUCAUUCUUCGUUCAGGUCUUACUAUGGAACAACACCUGAUCAUGUGAAGAAUAUGAUAAGUAAUUGUGGGUAUCGAAAAAAAUAUGGUGCUGAGGAGAGAAGAGAAAAGAAGAAAGGAAUCAUAAGUCUGUUCAAUAUCAUGGGCGGUGAAACAUCCGGGGGAGAACCAAUCUUGCACAAUGAACGUCUCGAGUAUCUUGGAGAUGCUGUUGUUGAAUUAAUUGCUUCUCACCAUCUCUUCUUCAUACUCAAUCAUCACUUUGAAGGAGGUCUUGCUACUUACAGAACUGCUUUGGUGCAGAAUCGUAAUUUAGCUAAACUGGCAAUGAACUGUAGAAUCGAUGAGAUGCUGCAGUUUGCUCACGGAGCAGAUCUAAUUAACGAAGCAGAAUGGAAACAUGCACUUGCUAAUGCUUUCGAAGCUCUGAUGGCGGGUGUGUUCUUGGAUUCAGGCAUUGCACCGUGUGAUGCAAUUUUCUCGAAAGCAAUGUAUGGAAAGGAUCCGGAGAUGAAAAAAGUGUGGGAUCAUCUUAAUGAGCACGAGCUCAAAAUUGAAGAUCCACUUGGAGAUCGAGAUUUAUCGCGUAUUACUCCAGCACUAACAGAUUUUCAUAGACUGGAACAAAUCAUUGGAAUCGAAUUCAACAAUAUACGACUCCUAGCCAAGGCGUUUACAAGGAGAAACGUUCCAUUCAACGAUUUGACUAAAGGACACAAUCAACGGCUCGAAUGGCUUGGGGACUCGGUUCUCCAGUUGAUCAUUUCAGAUUAUCUCUACCGUAACUUUCCACUUCACCACGAAGGUCACAUGUCACUUCUAAGAACCAGUUUAGUCAGCAAUCAAACUCAAUCUGUUGUCUGCGAUGAUCUGGGAUUUCAAGAGUUUGUAAUAAAAGCGCCACAUAGAAAAAAUGAUCUAAAAAUGAAAGAUAAAGCUGAUCUAGUCGAAGCUUUCAUCGGUGCCCUAUACGUGGAUAAAGGACUGGAGUAUUGUCGAAGUUUCAUUAGAACUGUCUUCUGUCCUAGAUUAAAGCACUUUAUCAAUAGUGAAAAAUGGAACGAUGCGAAAUCUCAUCUCCAGCAAUGGUGUCUUGCAAUUCGAGACUCGAGAAAUCCAAAUCCAGCUAUGCCAGAAUAUAGACUUCUUGGGAUUCAAGGACCAACAAAUAAUAGAAUUUUCAGAGUGGCUGUGUAUUUUAGAGGUGAACGACUUUCCUCGGCUGCUGCAUCGAACAUGCAUACAGCAGAGUUGAAGGCUGCAGAAAAUGCCUUAGCUGCUCUUGAAAAGGCGUCAUUCUCCAGAAUGAGAGAGAAAUACAUGAGUGGUCGACAACAUCGUCUCCAUCGUAUUUUCUUCAGCUAA